GUCACCCAUUUUCCGUCCACCCAUGUGGAAAAAUAUCGAGCUCAUUUAUUUAUAACUAUUACCUUCAGUCGAAACCGCGCUUUCAACACGCCUAGCGUGAAAAAUGUCGGUCGAGACCGAAAAACAAGUGAAGUGCUGCUGCUUUUCGAAAAAUUCGAAACAGGUCGAGAUGGCCUCGCAAAACAAAACCGAAUCGUCGCUCCCAACGGCGAAAGUGCCUUUUGCGGCCGACCUUCCGGAUUUAUGCGCCGGAAAAGCGAUUUAUGUCACCGGAGUCGUUUUGCCGAAAUGCUCAAGAUUCGCGGUGAAUUUAACAUGCGGCAAAAGUCCAACAGCGGACGUGGCGUUCCAUCUGAAUCCGCGCCUCCUCCAGCACUACAUCGUCCGAAACACUCGACUAAACGGCCAAUGGGGAGACGAGGAAAAAACCUCCACAGUGAAGUUCCCCUUUCGACGCGAAGGAAAAUUCAACGUUUGCAUUCUUAUCGGCGACGGGGAGUUUCAAGUGGCCGUGGAAGGGGUGUUUUUUUGCAGCUACAAGUUCCGGGUGGCCUUAGCCAAAAUCACUGCAAUCGACAUACAGGGCUGUGUUGAUGUCUUGGGAGUGGAUUGCAAGCAACUGCAAAUUUAUCCCGAAAUCGGACCCGGAACCGUGCCUAACGUCUCCGUGGGACAUCGGGAAGCCGAUACUCCCAAAGUCGGAAUGGAUACUCCGGUUACGUUUUUAUUGCCUGGAGGUUUUCAGCGAGACUGGCAAUUAGAGAUUUACGGCCGGGUAAAAAUUCUACCCCAUUCGUUCUACGUUAAUCUACAAGAGGGGUCGCAUCGAUGGCCGCAUCCCAGGAUCCCGCUGCAUUUGAAUCCGCGCUUUAGUAUGGGUUCGGGGGAGCCCUUGUUCGUGAGGAACGCCUGGAUUGACGGAGGUUGGGGUCAAGAAGAGCGCACUCCUGGAUUCCAAUUUGCGCCCGGCUCACCUUUCACUAUGGCAAUCCGACGAGGGAGCGAUCAUUUUUCUGUUUGGAUAGACGGCAAACUAGCCGGAGAAUUUAAAUUUAGGGGAACCGUCGACAACACUGAUACCGUCCACAUGGAAGGGGACGUCGUUAUCUUUGAUGUGCGUUUAAACCAGCCGCUCUAAUUAAAACACAUAGUUUUAUAUUCAAUUAAAUCGACUGCAAUUAUUACCCUUACGGAUGAGUGAUCAAAGAGCGGCCGUCAAAUGUGGCCAUUUAAUAAGCAUAUAUUAAUAUAUAAAUGAUAAUCAGCCAGAAAGAAACUGUAAAUAUUGUGUUUUAUAUGAGAUGAGCAAAUAAAAUGCAUGAAAACUA
Tribolium castaneum (red flour beetle) is the source of this 1328-nucleotide messenger RNA. RefSeq names its product galectin-8. The transcript is spliced from 6 exons. NCBI's taxonomy places the organism in Eukaryota, Metazoa, Arthropoda, Insecta, Coleoptera, Tenebrionidae. The record is from RefSeq and is a predicted model, not a curated record. Bases 104 to 1138 code for a protein of 344 amino acids. Gene Ontology annotation, molecular function: carbohydrate binding.